This is a messenger RNA of Brienomyrus brachyistius, 2267 nucleotides long. Its product is annotated as NLR family CARD domain-containing protein 3-like. The coding region runs from base 144 to 2267 and encodes 707 amino acids. Lineage: Eukaryota; Metazoa; Chordata; Actinopteri; Osteoglossiformes; Mormyridae. The transcript has 6 exons. The record is from RefSeq and is a predicted model, not a curated record.
UAAAUGAAAGUGAAAGUGACGCCAAUUUAAUGGCAGAGUCGCCAUUUUAUCAAGAAUCAUGAACACGAUUCUGGAAUAAUAUACAGAUAUUCUGCGUUUCAAGAGACCACAGCAGGAAUCAUCUGGUCUGGAUCAGCACAGAAAUGGAGAAGGAGAGAAGAAAAAGAAGAGCUUCUUCUGAAAUGCCCCCCCCUAUGGGGUGUAAGAGAAGGAGCCCUGAGAGUGUCCUGAUGAAGAGAGCAGACUCCCCUGUACCCAGCUGUGUUUCCCUGAAGAGUGACAGGUCAAUACCACAUCCACCCAACUUCAGUGAGGGUCCUUUUCCUACAGAUCAAAGAGACCAGGUGGAAGAAUGCAGUUCAGAUCCACAUGAUAAACCGGGUUUAUCAUCCAUAUCGAAGGAUGAGCUGAAGAAUUGUGUGAGUUACCUAGAUCAGAAUUACCCAGAAUGCUCUGAGCCUCAGCUGGAGGAGGACAAUGAUCCGAACACACUGUACAUCCUGAGGACCAUGGAGCAAAAUGAUCUCGCUGACGUGCCAGAGAAGAGACUCAUGCUGCAAUAUCAGCAGGAAAUCAAAUAUAAACUUAAGAAGCAAUUUGAGUGUGUAUUUGAAGGGAAAGCUAAGGAAGGACAGCCAACACUUCUCAGUGAGAUUUACACAGAACUCUACAUAACUGAAGGUGGGACUGGAGCAGUCAAUGAUGAACAUGAAGUGAGACAGAUUGAAACAGCAUCCAAGAAAAGGCAAACAGAAGAUACUACAGUCAAGUGCAAUGAUAUAUUUAAACCCUUAUGUGGGCGUGAGACAACUAUCAGAACUGUACUCACUAAAGGGGUGGCAGGUAUCGGGAAAACAGUCUCUGUGCAGAAAUUUAUUCUCGACUGGGCAGAAGGAAAAGCAAACCAGGAUGUUCACUUCAUAUUUGCUCUUCCUUUCCGGGUCCUGAAUUUGAUUAAGGAUGAAUACAGUCUGAUUGAACUGCUUCACCGCUUUGUCCCAGAACUGAAAUCUCUUGAAUCCACUGAGCUGUUUAGGUACAAAGUCUUGUUCAUCUUUGAUGGUCUGGAUGAGUGUCGCCUUCCUCUAGAUUUUCAGAACAAUGAGAGCUGGUUUGAUGUAACAAAGAAAAUGUCACUGGAUGUGCUGUUGACUAACCUCAUUAAGGGGAAUCUGCUUCCAUCCGCUCUCCUCUGGAUAACCUCCCGGCCAGCAGCAGCCAAUCAGAUACCUCCUGAGUGCCUCCACCAGGUGACAGAGAUACGAGGGUUCAGUGAUGCCCAGAAGGAGGAGUAUUUCAGGAGGAGAUUCAGUGAUCAGAGCCUGGCCAGCAGGAUUAUCACACAUGUGAAAUCAUCAAGGAGCCUCUUCAUCAUGUGCCACAUACCUGUGUUCUGCUGGAUUUCAGCCACUGUCCUUGAGAGGCUUUUUAGUGAGACUGACAGGGGAAAAAUUCCAAGGACUCUGACUGAAAUGUACACACACUUCCUGAUCUUUCAGACUACAUUAAAAAAUGGCAAGUAUAUGAAAAACUAUGAAACCAAGCUUAAUGAAUACAGCAAGAAAUUUCUUUUGAAACUUGGUAAAUUGGCUUUUGACAACCUUGAGAAAGGCAAUCUCAUAUUUUAUGAGCAAGAUCUGACAGAGAAUGCCAUUGAUGUCACUGAAGCUGCAGUUUACUCUGGAGUGUGCACAGAAGUCUUUAAGGAGGAAUAUGGGCUGUAUCAGGAGAAGGUGUACUGCUUUGUGCAUCUGACCAUCCAGGAGUAUCUCGCUGCUUUAUAUGUGUUUCUAUCAAAAAGAUCAGCUAAACUGCUGAAGACUGCAGUGGAUCAGGCAUUAAAGAGCAAGAAUGGACACUUGGACCUUUACCUCCGCUUCCUCCUGGGCCUCUCAACAGACUCCAGUCAGACUCUGUUACAAAGGCUACCGGGAAAGACAAAAACCCGCUCACAUAACAUUGAGGAAACAGCCAAAUACAUCAAGGACAAAAUACAUGGGAAUUUAUCUCCAGAAAGGACCAUCAACCUGUUCCACUGUCUGAUUGAGCUGGGUGACAAUUCUCUAGUAGAGGAAGUACAAAGAUACCUGAAUUCAGGAAGCCUUUCAGCAGAAGACCUCUCACCUGCACAGUACUCAGCUCUGGCCUUUGUGAUGCUGAUGUCAGAUGAGGAGCUGGAUGUGUUUGAUAUGAAGAAAUUCAUCAGAUCAGAUAAAGAGCACUGGAGGCUGCUGCCUGUGGUCAAGAACUCCAGGACGGCUCUGUAA